Messenger RNA from Cyphellophora europaea CBS 101466, 1143 nucleotides. RefSeq lists its product as uncharacterized. Lineage: Eukaryota; Fungi; Ascomycota; Eurotiomycetes; Chaetothyriales; Cyphellophoraceae. Bases 1 to 1143 code for a protein of 380 amino acids. The record is from RefSeq and is a predicted model, not a curated record. The transcript is spliced from 2 exons.
AUGGACGGCGAUGACCGUCGAACUGCACAGUAUGGACAGCCAUACCACCAUACAGGCCCGCGACCUCCAACUAGCCAACCUAUGGGACUGCCUGGAACAGACCGAUUCGCGCAGCCAGGUACGCCUGUUCGAAGCGAGACGGCGCGUCAGUCCAUGACACGUCCUUAUUUACCAGGAUACUCUGGUUAUGGGUAUCCUGAGCAACAAUACGGCUCAUCCACGAUCCAGGAUAGCAGUCCAAUGCAAGGUGUGGAAAUGCAGUACUCGCCCGCUACAUAUGUUCAAGGUCUUCCGCGGCAAAAUGUGGGCCAGCCUUCAUCGCAGCAGUAUGCGCAGUAUCAGCAGGGAUCAAUGCUACCAUCAGCAACCCAACAGGCUAUGUACGAUACGAUGCCGCCAUAUCAGCAGUCACGGCAGUCUGCAGCCAUCGAAGUCAUGAGCUCUCAGCUUGGUGCGAUGCCUCAGUAUAUGCAGCCCGGCGACCAAUCAAGCAUACACAUGCAGUCAGGCGCAUCAACAUACACCUCGCAACCCGAGCACCAUCACUAUCCAUCGGGUUCGGUUGGGCGCCCAACGAUCCCGUCACAGUAUGGAGGCACGGCCGCUGAUUAUGGCAUGAUGGAGCAGUCUACACCGCAGCAGCCUGCGCAACCGAGUGCAGCCGAGCAGGAGGCAUUGGAAGAAGGGCUGCGGGAGUACGAACAACAGCUGGCAGCCACCUUUGAAGCAAUCAUGGCCGGUCGAGUGACUGAAGCCAGCGAGAAGAUUGUGCCUUUGUCAAGGUGGCUUACCAGCUCGAUUGUUGGUCUUGGACUGCAUCACGAUGACGAAACCAAGUAUGCUGAACGGCUUACCCUGUGGCAGCGAUUCAACCUUUGCUGGGAAGCGUUAGGUCAGAAGCAAAAGGAUAUCGUCCAAGAUGCUCUACGAACGAGCCGGCAACCGGCAGACAUACUCACAGCCGAAACACUGACGCGCCUCAUGGACGAGCUGGUAACCUUGUGCGACCAGGUUGAGCAAUAUGGGUUGGUCGAUUACGAGAUGGGUAUUGCCGAAGAGCAGAUCAUCCACAUUUUCAUCGUAUGCCUUGAUUUACUACAACAGCAGGGAUCAAAGGAUCAGUCUGCCACCCGCGCGGGAUGA